AUGGCCAAUUCACGAGAAACGUGGCAAAGACUGCAAAUGGUAUUGCAGCAGCGGGGCCGGGGAGGAGGCUUUGGCGGAGUCCCUGGCGGCGGAAAAGGUAUUGGGGCAAUGGGGGCGCUCGUUGCAUUGGGCCUCGGAGGAUAUGUGAUAUCGAAUUCUCUAUUUAACGUUGAUGGCGGCCAUCGAGCGAUCAAAUAUACAAGAAUAGGCGGUGUAAAACAGGAAAUCUAUAAUGAAGGGACACAUUUCCGUAUUCCGUGGUUUGAAACACCUAUUAUCUACGAUGUUCGCGCAAAGCCACGAAACGUUGCUUCUCUCACCGGGACCAAGGACUUGCAAAUGGUAAACAUUACCUGCCGUGUGCUCUCAAAACCCCGAGUCGAUGCCCUUCCUCAGAUAUACCGCACUCUCGGCUCGGAUUUUGAUGAAAGAGUUCUUCCGUCCAUCGUAAACGAAGUUCUGAAGAGCGUUGUUGCCCAAUUCAAUGCGAGUCAACUUAUCACACAACGUGAAAAUGUCGCUAGACUCGUCCGCGAAAACCUCGCCAGACGUGCCGCUCGCUUCAAUAUCCUACUAGAUGAUGUCUCGUUGACUCACCUUGCAUUCUCGCCCGAAUUCACUGCGGCUGUCGAGGCAAAGCAAGUUGCACAACAAGAAGCCCAGCGAGCGGCUUUCGUCGUCGACAAGGCAAGACAAGAGAAGCAGGCCACCAUCGUUCGUGCCCAGGGUGAGGCUCGGUCCGCUCAGCUAAUCGGCGACGCUAUCAAGAAGAGUAAGAGCUAUGUCGAGCUUAGGAAAAUUGAGAAUGCUCGUAAUAUUGCCCAACUUAUUCAGGAAGCUGGUGGAAGAAAUAAGCUUUACUUGGAUGCUGAGGGAUUGGGUUUGAAUGUGAAUGCUGGUUCUGACAGUGGUGACAAGUCUUGA
Molecule: messenger RNA, 924 nt
Organism: Ophidiomyces ophidiicola
Lineage: Eukaryota; Fungi; Ascomycota; Eurotiomycetes; Onygenales; Onygenaceae
Gene: PHB2
Product: Prohibitin-2, subunit of the prohibitin complex (Phb1p-Phb2p)
Exons: 4
Coding region: 1-924 (307 amino acids)
Biological process (GO): mitochondrion organization
Cellular component (GO): membrane; mitochondrion
Source: RefSeq, a predicted model, not a curated record